Messenger RNA from Melampsora larici-populina 98AG31, 486 nucleotides. RefSeq lists its product as uncharacterized. Gene Ontology annotation, biological process: mitotic cytokinesis; actin filament organization. NCBI's taxonomy places the organism in Eukaryota, Fungi, Basidiomycota, Pucciniomycetes, Pucciniales, Melampsoraceae. The coding region runs from base 1 to 486 and encodes 161 amino acids. Gene Ontology annotation, cellular component: actomyosin contractile ring; actin filament. The transcript has 7 exons. Gene Ontology annotation, molecular function: actin filament binding. The record is from RefSeq and is a predicted model, not a curated record.
AUGGACAAAAUCAAAGAGAAACUUGCCACUCUCCGUGCCGAAGCGGAUGCAGCUAUCGAACGAGCUGAGGCCGCCGAGGCCAAGAAUAAAAAGCUGGAAUUGGAAACGAUGAAUAAAGAUCAAGAAUUGAUUUCUUUACAGCAUAAGGUCAGCAACCUUGAAGCUGACCUUGAAGCAGCGGAACAAAAGAUUACAGAUGCCAAGACGGCAAGAGAGGAGGAAGAAACAAAUAGGUCGACUAACGAGAAUCUGAACCGAAAGAUUGCUCUUCUCGAAAGUGAAUUAGAUAACGCUGAGAAGAACUUGAGAGAAACGACAGAUAAACUUCGACAGGUCGAUGUUAAAGCCGAACACUUCGAACGUCAAGUGCAGCGUAUCGAGGCGGAGAGAGAUUCAUGGGAGACAAAGUGGGAACAGACGCAUGAGAAGUACCUUGCCUCGAAGAAGGAACUCGACGAGGUUGUACAACAGAUGGAGUCUCUUUGA